This is a messenger RNA of Paramisgurnus dabryanus, 3922 nucleotides long. Its product is annotated as T-box transcription factor TBX1-A. Gene Ontology annotation, molecular function: RNA polymerase II cis-regulatory region sequence-specific DNA binding; DNA-binding transcription factor activity, RNA polymerase II-specific. Gene Ontology annotation, biological process: cell fate specification; regulation of transcription by RNA polymerase II; positive regulation of DNA-templated transcription. The record is from RefSeq and is a predicted model, not a curated record. Lineage: Eukaryota; Metazoa; Chordata; Actinopteri; Cypriniformes; Cobitidae. Gene Ontology annotation, cellular component: nucleus; chromatin.
UUUUUCUAAUGAAAUGUUCAUGGCUUUCAGAGAAUUACACAAUAUUAAACAAGACUACACUUUAAAAAGAUUAAUAUGAAUAACAUUAAUCAUUUAACCAUUUUGUUAUAUGUAGUUUGUUUGCUCUGACUUUUUCUAUGCAACAGUAAUCACACCAAAACACAACAUAAAUUCACAAAAGAUGUUAAUUUUAUUCAUUUGCAGUAAUCCACAUCUUUAAAAAUCAUACGAUUGUGAGGAACAGAUCCAAAUUCAGUCCUUUAUCCAGCGAUCUUGAUCCCAGUUCCCAUCAGUGACUGUAAACGUCAAAUCUCAUGUUUGUUAUGAAUUUGAAUGUAAAUAUUGCACCUCAAGAAGCUUAACAACACAUUGCUUUACCGCAGUGAUAUCAAAGCUCAUUGGCUCUUAAAUGCUACAUCGAUGUACUUUUGAAAUUUGAAAUGAGAAGCUAGAUUAACGUUCUUGUGUAUUAAUAACUUUAAUAUUUCUCUGUACUUCAUAAACUCCAGAGAGGACAGCAGCUUGUCUUUUUAUUUCUAACAGUCCAUGAUUUAAAUAAACUGUUUUGGGUAGGUUUAGAACUGUAUUAGCAGCUUAAAAUAUCUUUUCAAUCCUAUAUUGAUUCUAAAAUGUUCCUACACAUUUAUUUAUUUUUAUUUUGUAUUUAAAGGGUUUUGAGUUUAGGGUUAGGUUUGGGGUAGGGUUAGGGUUGUAACACAUAGGGAAAUUAUACAGCAAUCUUUAUGAUAUGAAAUAUUUUAUGUUUUUUGUAGCCGUAAAAACUUAAUAAUGCUACAAUUAAAUGUUGCAAAUAUUUCUACAUUGAAUGCUUCAGCAUCAAAAGUUUUGUGUUUUUGAAAGUUAUAUAUUAAUAAUACGUAUUAACAGUGAGACCAGACUGAAAAAAACAGAUCCAAGUAAAACUGCUCCAGAAAUGUAAUAAACAGAUCCAUCUUGACUGUUUGGCAGGACCUUAAGGCAGAAGUCAGAGUUGAUACAGUAGUACACACGAGGAUCAAAGGUCAUCACUAAGACUUCACAGCAGGUCGUGCAUCAGAACAAUGGUGGUAAAAGUCCAAUUAGCUCUGUGUUGAGUGUUGCAGAUGCGGUACUGGAGCGUUAGAUCAAUUAUUGCCACGGUCAAUAAUGUUGGGUGAUGUGUAUGUAAUUAACAAAUACUUGAGUUUAAUACAGAGUAAGUUUGUGGGUCAGGGGUUGUGAGUGAGUGAAAUGGAUGAGGUGUUGAAAAACUGAAUCGUAGGGUCUCAGAGAUGAUAUAAAGCCAGGACGGCACUGUCCCGACUCAGAAACGUUCAGAUCUCUUCGGAAGACACUUCUGGACCGGGUUUUCUAUGUGUAGCAGUAUUAUGAAUGCGUCUAACUUAUCACAGUCCUGUACUAUGGCCCUGCCGUGUACUACAGACAAUGAGCGGUCAUGUGCCAAAGCCCCUGAAAUCGCCAGUGUCCGAGUUCAGCUGGAAAUGCAGAACUUGUGGCAGCAAUUUGACCAACUGGGCACCGAAAUGAUCGUGACAAAGGCUGGAAGAAGGAUGUUUCCUACAUUUCAAGUCCACAUCUCAGGCAUGGACCCAGCAGCAGAAUAUGUUCUCCUAAUGGACUUUAUUCCUGUGGAUGACAAACGAUACAGGUAUGCUUUCCACAGCUCCUCCUGGUUGGUAGCUGGACGUGGAGAUGUAGCGGCACCUGGUCGAGUCCACUUUCACCCGGACUCACCGGCACGGGGAGCACAGUGGGUGAAGCAGACCGUCUCAUUCGACCGCCUUAAACUCACCAACAACUUGUUGGAUGAUAAUGGCCACAUGAUCCUGAACUCCAUGCACCGGUACCAGCCACGGCUCCACGUGGUCUUGGUUGACAAGAGCCGAAACAGCCAGCAAUCCGCUCACCGCAACUUCUGCACGUUCACCUUUCCAGAAACCCGCUUCAUCGCAGUCACUGCCUACCAGAACCACAGGAUUACCCAGCUGAAGAUAGCCUGCAAUCCUUUUGCGAAAGGCUUUCGUACAGCAGAGCCUGAAAGCAGGUCCACUAAUAACUCCAGACUUGACUCUGCUCAGCUGUCUUUGCCGUGGAACCUGCGUGAGGAAGCCACCAUUAGAGGCGCUGCUUGUGAUGAUCAGAUGAUACGAGAUGAACAACAUCUUAAUCGUUAUUCAAAUCUUCAUGAUCCAGGCCUACAGACAGCAUUUCCUGAAUCACAGCUGUCAUAUGAUGAGGGGAUGAACUGCAGUGCAGACAGGAAGGAUAGAGAAUCACAUGAUUAUUUCUACACUGGCCCUAUGUUCUUCACAUUGCCCUGUCAGUGGGACAGUUUGAGCAGAUCUGAGAGAAGUCUGACUGGCUAACAGAAAAACUUUUGUUCACUUACAGGAAAACACCACCGUAUUUCUAUAUUUUACUUUGUUUUACCUCUGCUUAAUACAUACCUAUUUUUUUUCAAUGCGUGCUCUUUUAAUCUGCAGGGCCUCGUGAAUGUGUUAGCAUUUAGCCUAGCCCCAUUCAUUCCUAUGGCUCCAAACAGGGGAUGAAUUUAGAAGCCACCAAACAUUUCUGUAUUUUCCCUAUUUAAAGACUGUUACAUGAGUAGUUACACGAGUAAGUAUGGUGGCACAAAAGAAAACUUUUGUUUGGAGCCAUAGGAAUGAAUGGGGCUAGGCUAAAUGCUAACACAUUUAUGAAGCGCUGUACAAAGAUUAAAAGUGCACGCAUUUAAAAAAGAUAGGUAUGUAUUAAUUCAUCUAAGUUGAGGUAAGAACAUAGUAAAAUAUUGAAAAACUGUGUGUUUUCCUUUAAAGUACAUUUAGGGUGUUUUCAGACCUGUAGAUCGGGUUCGGGGUUCUGAAACCGGGGGGUAAAUGGCUUCUCACACUUUGCUCUUCACACCGCUUCAUUGGUUAGUGUUCGAAUUUAUGUCAAAGAUUAUGGGGGUUCCCUAUCUAAGCACCAACGCCUGCUAUCCCCCCCUCCCGGCCAAGUCCCCUAUACUUUGAGGAUUGCCGUGAUUUCAAAAAGUAGGAUGGGAUCCUGGUUCAACUUUUUUGUUUGUCCUGGAUCAACGUUUUAAUCAAAGACACCCUUAAUAACCCUUAACUACAUUUACAUUUAGUCAUUUAGCAGAUGCUGUUGUAGAAUUUAAUUUAAAAUUCAUGAAGUAUUUUGAUUUGAAUAAACUGCCCUAAUUUAUAUUUUUGUGCUUUAUAAGGGGGUCCCUCAAUACUUAUAGAAGGUCUAGGACCACCCUAGCCCCCCUAGAACACUGCAAUCGAGUUCACAGAUGCCUAAACAAACCGAACCAAGGGAAAAACGCACCAGGUUCCGAAACAAAGGCUCAGGUCUGAAAAAACCCUUACAUUGUAGUUGUUUUGCUUACGCAGACAAACACUAACUUCAAAUGAAUGGAUUUGUUGAAUGGGUUUAUUGGUGUUUGCUAAAUCAAUGUGAAUUAGCCUUUUCAUGUGGAACCCUAUAUUUAAUAUUCAAGUAUAUUUCUAAAGUGCUUUUCACCAUUUUGCAUUGUUGCAAAGCAGCUUUAACAGAAACUACAUUGUAGAACAAACAAAAAAGACGUAAGAAUAAACAGCAUAGAAAUGAGGGAAAAGAAAGGGUAAAAUACACAGAUAAUAUUGCAAAUGUUUUGUUUCAUUUUUUGGCUGUUUGAAAUAAAGACCUAUCUUUUCUGAGCACUUUUACAAGAUGUCAAACGGGACUGUUUUAUAUAAUAAGAUUGUGCUUAUGAUGAUAAUAAUGUACCUGAUAUCAUUAUGAUGUAUUUCUUAAAAUUGUUUUACUUAAAAAAUUAUUAUUUUUCUUUAGACACUGAGUACCAUAGGCAUGCAUUGCAGUCUUUAGUAAUAAAUCUCAUAGUGUAUGUAAUAUGUAUAAGCAUCUGACACAUCAUUAA